AUGAAGAAACAAUGGUUAUCAAAUUUUAUAUUAGCCGGUAUUAUUAGAUUUUUAUUAAUGAAUUCUGAAUACCAAAAAGUUAUUAGUGAUCGUGUGGAAGUUUCUACUGCACUGAAUUCGUGGAAGAGAGUAACUGAAGGAGUGUAUUUGUAUAAUUGUGGCAUUGAUCCCUAUGUAGGAGAUUUGUUUCACGAAACACCCAUUGGAUUAUAUGUUUUCAAUUUCAUACAACAACAUCUAUCACAAUGGAUCUUAUUUUGCUUAUUUGUGUUUACCGAUUUGUUAACAGCAGUAUUUCUUGGACUUACAGCUAAACAAUAUACAACUAAAUUGGUUUCUAAACAAAAAGUAGAAGAAAAAUUGUGCAAUGAAAAUAAAGAAACUCAUAAUGAUGCAUCUAUAGUAUAUACUUCGAUGAUGUAUGUCUCAGCAGGAUAUUUAUUCAAUCCAUAUAUAAUACUAAACUGUGUUGGACAUACAACAACAGUAUUCACAAAUUUGUUGUAUUCCAUAGCAUUGGUUUCAAUGACAAGAUCUAUAUUUUGGAAUUGUUUAUCAAUUUCUCUAUUAACACUACAAGGACUCUAUCCUGUUUCACUCACAGUGCCAGCAAUCAUUUAUAUUACUCAUUCUAAUAGUAUAAAACAAAAAAGGAAUAUUAUGAACUAUGUUAUAGUAUUUGCAAGCAUAAUAACCACUCUGUUUGGUAUUUCGUAUUAUAUUAUGGGAAGUUGGUCAUUUCUUUGGAGCACACUUGGCUUUAUUCUAACCGUUCCUGAUUUACGUCCAAAUGUUGGACUUUAUUGGUAUUUUUUCACAGAAGUAUUUGAACAUUUUAGAUGGCUUUUCAUCGCUUCCUUUCAAAUAAAUGUCAGUUUAUUGUAUAUAGUACCAUUGGCAUUAAGGUUACGACAUGAUCCUAUGUUAUUAGCAUUUUCUUACUUAGCAGUUACUGCCAUAUUUAAAUCUUAUCCUUGCAUAGGAGAUGUUGGAUUCUAUAUAUCUCUUUUACCACUAUGGAAACACUUAUUCCAAUAUCAGCCAAUGCAAAUUUUUAUUUUGGAGUCACAUUAGCAUUUGCUAUAGCACAAAUUUUUUUACUAACAGAUAUUCUUUUCGCGAGUGUAAAACAUGAAUUUGCUGUACGUCACGGUAUUAAUAAGGAUAUUAGUGGAGGUACUGCGAAACUUCUUUUAGAAUAA
Heterotrigona itama is the source of this 1202-nucleotide messenger RNA. NCBI's taxonomy places the organism in Eukaryota, Metazoa, Arthropoda, Insecta, Hymenoptera, Apidae. The record is from the annotation of a GenBank genome assembly.